AUGCCACAAGGUCCCAAAACAAUCUAUCUAUCUAUCUAUCUAUCUAUCUAUUACAGCCUGUUCAUUAUCUAUCUAUCUAGCUAUCUAUCUAUAUCAUUUCUUCAACAUCUGUCCCUCGUGCCUUCCACAUCUUUCGUCUCCUGUGUCUUUAACAUCUGUCCUCGUGCCUUCCACAUCUUUUUUGUCUCCGUGUCUUCAACAUCUAUCCUCGUGCCUUCCACAUUUUUUUGUCCCCGUGUCUUCAACAUCUGUCCCUCGUGCCUUCCACAUCUUUUGUUGUCUUCAACAUCUGUCCUCGUCUUCCACAUCUUUUUUGUCCCCCUUCAACAUCUGUCCCUGCCUUCCACAUCUUUUUGUCUCCCGUGUCUUCCACAUCUGUCCCUCUGCUUUCAAAAUCUGUCCUCGUGCCUUCCACAUCUUUUGUUCCCCGUGUCUUCAACAUCUCUCCCUCGUGCCUUUCCAUCUUUUUGUCUCCCGUGUCUUCAACAUUUGUCCCUCGUGCCUUCCACAUCUUUUUGUCUCCCGUGUCUUCAACAUCUCCCUCGUGCCUUCCACAUCUUUGGUCCCUCGUGUCUUCAACAUCUAUCCCUCGUGCCUUCACAUCUUUUUGUCUCCGUGUCUUCAACAUCUGUCCCUCGUGCCUUCCACAUCUUUUGUCUCCCUGUGUCUUCAACAUCUGUCCCUCGUGCCUUCCACAUCUUUUGUUCCUGUGUCUUCAACAUCUGUCCCUCGUGCCUUCCACAUCUUUUGUCUCCGUGUCUUCAACAUCUGUCCCUUCAAAAUCUGUCCUCGUGCCUUCCACAUUUUUUGUUCCCCGUGUCUUCAACAUCUCUCCCUCGUGCCUUCCACAUUUUUUGUCUCCCGUGUCUUCAACAUUUGUCCCUCGUGCCUUCCACAUCUUUUUUUGUAUCCCGUGUCUUCAACAUCUGUCCCUCGUGCCUUCCACAUCUUUUGUCCCGUGUCUUCAACAUCUGUCCCUGUGCCUUCCAACAUUUUGUCUCCUGUGUCUUCAACAUCUGUCCUCGUGCCUUCCAUCUUUUGUCACCCGUGUCUUCAACAUCUGUCCUCGUGCCUUCCACAUCGUUUUGUCUCCCUGUGUCUUCAACAUGUCCCUCGUGCCUCACAUCUUUUUUGUCUCCCGUGUCUUCAACAUCUGUCCCUCGUGCUGUCAACAUCUGUCCCUCGUGUCUUCCACAUCUUUUUGUUCCCCGUGCCUUCAACAUCUCUCCCCUCGCGCCUUCCACAUUUUGUCUCCCGUGUCUUUCAACAUCUGUCCCUCGUGCCUUCACAUUUUUUUGUCUCCCGUGUCUUCAACAUCUGUCCCUCGUGCCUUCCACAUCUUUUUGUCCCCGUGUCUUCAACAUCUGUCCCUCGUGCCUUCCACAUCUUUUGUCUCCCGUGUCUUCAACAUCUGUCCCUCGUGCCUUCCACAUUUUUGUCUUUGUGUCUUCAACAUCUGUCCCUCGUGCUUUCAAAAUCUGUCCCUCGUACCUUCCACAUCUUUUGUUCCCCGUGUCUUCAACAUCUGUCCCUCGUGCCUUCCACAUCUUUUGUCUCCCGUGUCUUCAACAUCUGUCCCUCGUGCCUUCCACAUCUUUUGUCUCCCGUGUCUUCAACAUCUGUCCCUCGUGCCUUCCACAUCUUUUGUCUCCCGUGUCUUCAACAUCUGUCCUCCUUUCAACAUCUGUCCCUCGUGCCUUCCACAUCUUUUUUUUUGUCUCCCGUGUCUUCAACAUCUGUCCCUCGUGCCUUCCACAUCUUUUGUCUCCCGUGUCUUCAACAUCUGUCCCUCGUGUCUUCAACAUCUGUCCCUCGUGCCUCCACAUCUUUUUGUCUCCGUGUCUUCAACAUCUGUCCCUCGAGCCUUCCACAUCUUUUUUGUCUCCCGUGUCUUCAACAUCUGUCCCUCGUGCCUUCCACAUCUUUUUUUGUCUCCCGUGUCUUCAACAUCUGUCCCUCGUCCAACAUCUCCCUCGUGACUUCCUUUUGUUCCCUGUGUCUUCAACAUCUCCCUCGUGCCUUCCACAUCUUUUGUCUCCCGUGUCUUCAACAUCUGUCCCUCGUGCCUUCCACAUCUUUUGUCUCCCGUGUCUUCAACAUCUGUCCCUCGUGCCUUCCACAUCUUUUGUCCCUCGUGUCUUCAACAUUUGUCCCGUGCCUUCCACAUCUUUUUGUCCCCGCGUCUUCAACAUCUGUCCUCGAGCCUUCCACAUCUUUUUGUCACCCGUGUCUUCAACAUCUCUCCUCGUGCCUUCCACAUUUUUUUGUCUCCGUGUCCUCAACAUCUGUCCUCGAGCCUUCCACAUCUUUUGUCCUGUCUUCAACAUCUGUUUUGCCUUCCACAUCUUUUGUCUCACGUCCUCAACAUCUGUCCCUCGUGCCUUCCACAUCUUUUUGUUCCCGUGUCUUCAACAUCUGUCCCUCCCUUCCACAUUUUUGUCUCCGUGUCUUCAACAUCUGUCCCUCGUGACUUCCACAUCUUUUGUCCCCGUGUCUUCAACAUCUGUCCCUCCCUUCCACAUUUUUUUGUCACCCCUUCCACAUCUUUUGUCUCCUGUGUCUUCAACAUCUGUCCUCGUGCCUUCCACAUCUUCUGUCUCGUGUCUUCAACAUCUGUCCCUCGUGCUUUCAACAUCUGUCCUCGUGCCUUCCACAUCUUUUUUUGUGUCCCGUGUCUUCAACAUCUGUCCCUCGUGCCUUCCACAUUUUUUUUUGUCUCCCGUGUCUUCAACAUCUGUCCCUCGUGUCUUCAACAUCUGUCCUCGUGCCUUCCACAUCUUUUGUCUCCCGUGUCUUCAACAUCUGUCCCUCGUGCUUUCAACAUCUGUCCCUCGUACCUUCCACAUCUUUUGUUCCCCGUGUCUUCAACAUCUGUCCCUCGAGCCUUCCACAUCUUUUGUCUCCCGUGUCUUCAACAUCUGUCCCUCGUGCCUUCCACAUCUUUUGUCUCCCGUGUCUUCAACAUCUGUCCCUCGUGCUUUCAACAUCUCUCCCUCGUGCCUUCCACAUCUUUUGUUCCCCGUGUCUUCAACAUCUCUCCCUCGUGCCUUCCACAUCUUUCGUCUCCCGUGUCUUCAACAUCUGUCCCUCGUGCCUUCCACAUCUUUUGUCUCCCGUGUCUUCAACAUCUGUCCUCGUGCUUUCAACAUCUCUCCCUCGUGCCUUCCACAUCUUUUGUUCCCGUGUCUUCAACAUCUCUCCCUCGUGCCUUCCACAUCUUUCGUCUCCCGUGUCUUCAACAUCUGUCCCUCGUGCCUUCCACAUCUUUUGUCUCCCGUGUCUUCAACAUCUGUCCCUCGUGCCUUCCACAUCUUUUGUCCCUCGUGUCUUCAACAUCUGUCCCUCGUGCCUUCCACAUCUUUUGUCUCCCGUGUCUUCAACAUCUGA
This is a messenger RNA of Acanthosepion pharaonis, 3387 nucleotides long. Lineage: Eukaryota; Metazoa; Mollusca; Cephalopoda; Sepiida; Sepiidae. The record is from the annotation of a GenBank genome assembly.